AGUUAACCAGAAACUGGCAGUCAAAUUUUGGAGAAGCACGACCACACAUUCGAGAUUGCAGAGAAUGGAAGUCUAGCUGUCGAAUACAAGGCACGGGUACAAUAAUAUACCUCCAUAAGAUUGAUGCAUCGAUGCAUUUCAUGGCAGGAAUGGAGGCGACUGAGCUCAUCCGAACGUAUGAGAUGCACAAAGGAACGGAUUUCUAUCAUCGCCCUCACUGCUCAUUGAUUGGUGAUCGCGAGCGAUGCCUACAGGUAGGUAUGGACGACCAUAUCACUAAGCCCCUUCGCCGCGGAGAUCUUGGCAUGAAUUUAAUCAACAAGCUUGCAGAAGAAUUAGUCACGCAGUAUAACCUCUUUUACAGGCCACCUGCUCUCAUGGCGCCAUGACUGAUAUCAUUUCAUUGUAUCAUUGUAUGAUGUCGAUUCCAGUUG
This is a messenger RNA of Suillus bovinus, 434 nucleotides long. RefSeq lists its product as uncharacterized. Lineage: Eukaryota; Fungi; Basidiomycota; Agaricomycetes; Boletales; Suillaceae. Gene Ontology annotation, biological process: phosphorelay signal transduction system. The coding region runs from base 132 to 389 and encodes 85 amino acids. The transcript has 4 exons. The record is from RefSeq and is a predicted model, not a curated record.